AGAGGUUGUUGUUGUGUGUUGGAUUGUGUUGUAUGUUGAGUUGCGCAGUAACAUUAUACUAUUGUGUGACUACAUAAUAAGUAUUACUUAGGACAAACCUGGCAAUGUUCAUUUUUGAAAAGUCGUUUCGAAUUAGAAUAAUGAAUUAGCUUGUUACGAUGAACACCAAGGAAACAUUCCGGGACCGACAAGAAAACGAAUUGGAAGUCAUACAGUCUAUAUUUGGAUCGGAUGUUGAGGAUCUGAGGCCAGCGGGAGCAUGGAAGCCUUUAAAUUUGAUCAUUUUGCUGGAACCAUUACAAAGUUCGUCCGGACGGAAAGAAGUGUAUGUUCGCACAAAGUUGCAUGUGUCGUGCAGUCAAAAAUACCCAAAAGUUGUUCCCAAAAUAACGCUAGAACAAAGCAAAGGACUAUCCGAUGCACUCAUCGAGGAGCUCACCAAGAGUCUGGUCGACCUAGCCAACGAACUGAAAGGCGAAGUAAUGAUCUACGAAUUGGCACAAACCGUUCAGGCAUUUCUGCACAAACACAACAAACGACCGGCGGGAAGUUUCUACGAUCAAAUGCUGUUGGAGAAAUUGAAACGUGAUGAAGAUCUGCAACAGAUGCAACAGUUGAAAUUGAAUCAGGAAAAGCAAAUCAUACGCGACGAAGUGCUGAAACGAAAGGAAAUAUUUCGCAGCGAAACGAAAUGGAGAAGGGAUCGACGCAGUAUCAGCGAGUCCAGCCCAACGCAUCGAUCGAAUGGAUCGUCGGAAGAUAUGGGAUCACCGUCGACAGUAUUUCGCAGUCGUAUUUAUCCGAACGAAUGUACGGAGCAUCGAAGCAGCGAUACAUUGUACUUUUCCAAUGUUGGAAGGAAGAUACAGAAGGGCUGUUGUAUGGGUCACUCGCAAAAAGGAUGCGUUGCCUUUUCCGGAAUCGAUUUGGAAAGCGGUCAACUACUUUAUAUCACCGAGUGGAAUAUCAAAUAUUCUCAGCUAGAAUCGAAAUGCAUAGCAAAUUGUAAUCGAACUACCAGCGAUCAAAAAUGUAACGGUCACACCGUUGACGAAAUAAUACAAAGUAUUGAAAAGCAGGUGACAAAUCUCGAAUCGCUGGUGCACAAAAAUCUCAUUGCCUACGAAUGUGUUCUGUGUAUGAAGAAGAAGGAAGGCGUCGUUUUGUAUCUGGUUCAAGAUUUUGUUCUUGGCACAAGUAUUUGUAGUAUAUCCGGCUCGUUAGGAUGGUGUCCGGAAGGUGCUAGCAUCGUUGCGAAGGGCGCUUUGGAUGCUCUCAUUUUUCUACACAAUAACGGAGUGUCCCACCGAAAUCUAUACGACUGUACCGUGUUUAUGGACAAUUCUGGAACCAUUCGAGUGACAGACUUUGCCAUUGUUCCUUAUCUACUCGAAUUGAUCGGCGGCCAGAGGACAAAUCAAGGAGAUCUUCCCGCGUUAGGAUCUAUGAUUGAAUCACUGUCGCCGACGCCACACUUCGAAAUGCGAGACUUCAUCGAAAAAUGUAAAUCGGAACGAACGUUGUCAGCUUCUGCAUUGUUAGACCAUCCAUUCCUGAGGCCAAUACAACCGGGAGAACCGAUUCGUCCUAUUACGUCUACAGCGCUAACGAUUCCAGAACGUGCCAUCAAUCAAUCAGUAAGCUUUCAUCAUUCAGCUAUCAGUAAUACGGGCCAGUCUCGCCUGCACACUGAAUUUAAAGAACUGGAAUUUUUGGGUCAGGGCGCCUACGGUGAUGUGAUGAAAGUGCGUAAUGUCUUGGACAAUCGGGAAUAUGCCAUAAAGCGAAUACCCCUGAGUGCACGGAAUAAACAAUUGUACAAAAAGAUGACAAGAGAAGUGGAGCUACUUUCACGUUUGAAUCAUGAGAAUGUUGUGCGCUACUACAACAGUUGGAUUGAAAGUGAUACCAGUGAUAACAAAGUGAACUUAGGGUCGGGCGGUGAUUACUCCGAUAGCUAUGAGAGUAUCAAACAAAUGGCAAAGGUCAUAAGGUCUGAAGAGAGUUUUUCUAGUCAUUGGCAGGAUGUGGCUGACGAUUCCAGUUCGGAUGGAAUCGAAUUUGUUAAUUCAGACGGUGACAUAAUUGAGUCGGAUGAUGGCAGCGGCAAAUUCGGUGACGAGCAAUCGGAAAUUGGCGAUGUGCUGGCUCGAUCACCAAAACCGGAAAAUCAGAUCAUGUACAUCCAAAUGGAAUUUUGUGAGAAAAGUACUUUGAGAACUGCCAUUGACAGUGGAUUGUACAAUGACAACGAACGCCUGUGGCGACUAUUUCGUGAAAUUGCUGAGGGGCUAUCGCACAUACAUCAACAAGGAAUGAUUCACAGGGAUUUGAAGCCGGUGAACAUUUUUCUGGACUCUAGGGAUCAAGUAAAAAUUGGCGAUUUUGGACUGGCCACGACCAGCUUUCUGGCCCUUCAAAGCCAAGAGCAGACUGUUCAUUUGAAUAGUCAAGACAUUGGAAGUUCUCUUACAGGAAAAGUAGGAACCGCGCUGUAUGUUGCACCCGAAUUAACUGGCAACGCAUCGAAAGCGACCUACAAUCAAAAAGUUGACUUGUAUUCGCUGGGAAUUAUUUUAUUCGAGAUGAGCAGUCCUCAAUUCGAAACGGGAAUGGAACGGGUCAAGAUAAUGGCCGAACUACGAACGCCCGCUAUUAUAAUACCGACGUACAUGCUGGAAAAUGCGAAAUUCUCUCAACAUGUCCAGGUGAUUAAGUGGUUGCUGAAUCAUGAUCAGACGAGGCGACCUACUGCGGAAGAAUUGCUUGCAUCCGAACUUGUACCGCCCGCACAAUUGGAAGCGAAUGAGUUGCAAGAAAUGUUACGUCAUGCAUUGGCGAAUCCGCAAAGUAAAUCGUACAAACACCUCGUAGCCCGAUGCUUGGCACAACAAUCGGAUACUGUGCUGGAGUUGACGUACCACUUAGAACUCAGUCAAAUAUCACCGAUACUGGAAGUUUUAAAAGCGAAAAUUGUGUCACUUUUCUGUAAGCAUGGAGCUGUCGAAGUCGUCACGCCACUGUUAUCGCCGCUGGUCAAGAAGUCGUCCAUUUAUGGUUCUAUUGUAAGGUUGAUGACUCAUUCCGGAAGCGUUGUAACUUUGCCCCACGAUCUACGGAUACCUUUCGCGAAGCAUAUAGCACUCAAUGGAAUCAAUAUGAUCCGACGAUAUUCGGUGGGUCGAGUGUAUCGCGAAAAGAAGGUGUUCAACUUCCAUCCGAAACAGUUGUACGAAUGCGCUUUUGAUAUUGUUACGCCGAAUCGAGGUAAUCUACUGGUGGACGCAGAAGUUAUUUCAAUUGCGUACGAAAUCACCCAGGAAAUACCAGCGUUGAAUCAUAAAAAUAUUUCGUUUCGCAUCAACCACACCAGUCUGUUGCGAGCGAUUUUAUUACUUUGCAAUGUACCGACAGACAAGUACAGCUGCUUAUUCACGGCCAUUUCAGAGUUUAACGAUGGGAAGAUCUCAAAAUUCCAGUUACAUUCCACUACCGCCGGCAUCAUGCAAACGACAAAAUACAGUGCUGUUCAGCUAGUCGAAUUCCUGUUAGUCGAAGCACCGUUGAGCGCUUCUCGGUGUAGUUUUUCGGGAACGGCAUUGCGUAAUUUGAUCAAUGGUAGAGGCGAAGCAGCGUCACUGGCUAAAGGAGCAAUAAGAGAAUUGGAGUCGGUGAUAUCAUUGGCACAAGGGAUGGGCGUGCAGUGUCCCAUUAGUGUCUCCACUGGCCUUACCACUGGCUACGAACGAGCCAAAUCUGGUGGAAUAAUUUGGCAGAUGCUUGGUGACAUGAAAACAACGCGUCGUGUGGGUCAAUGCAUUAUGGCCGUUGGUGGUCGAUACGAUUCAAUGCUAACCGAAUUUCAGAAACGUGCUCAGGACUCUGGCGUAUCGAUACCAAAUCGAGAGAUCAGCGGAGUUGGCUUUUCGGUCGCCUUGGAGAAAAUUAUUAGCGCACUGGGCAAAGUCGAUAUCGAAAACUAUCGAUCGAUGGAUGUGGUCAUUUGCGUGACAGGCUCCCGACCACCGCUCAAAGAAGUCACUCACAUUCUACGAUCUCUUUGGACGGCCGGCAUUCGUACGGGAGUGGUCGAAGCUACCGGAUCGAACGAAGCCCAGGAUAUGGCCAAAGACCUGGGCGCCGUUCAUGUCAUUUUGUUCGGUGGGGACGGUUCGCUACGCGUUCGCUCGUGGAACGACAACGGGUUUCGGGAGAAGCAAGUGAAUCGUCAAGAAUUGACCGAGUACAUCCAGAAAAUGUUGCGACCCGAUCAGAGCACAAAUAGUGUGAAUGACGUAAACCAAGCGAUUGCGAACGUUAGCAUGAAGAGCAACCUGUUUACGGGACCAACGAUUCCCGAAGUGGAAGUGACAUUCUCGAUGCAAGACAAACCUACAGCGAACAUGAGGCGGCGAUACGAAAAUCAAUUGAAACAGCACAUGAGCCCAUCGCUUACGAUGUUGGGUAAAAAGGAAGUGGUGGAUGUGAUUGUGGUUGAAUUGCCGCCGAAUAUUCUGCGCGCCAUCAUUGGAGCUAUAGACACGAGGAAUAUUUCCUGUAAGGAUUCAGACGAAGAGAUUGCAGCUAUUAUGGAACGGUUCCCAAAGUACAAACGAUACAUUUCGCAAAUUGUCGAAGAUGUGAAGGAAAUUAUCAUUGAUAACAGUAACAACAAAAAGGAGGCUUCGAUCAUUGGCAUGUAUAGUAUCGCCGAUUCGAGUUACAGAAUUAUUUUAUGAUAAGCUAAGGUUUUUCGAGAUGACGGAACAGUGAAAUAAACCAAAAUUUUAUUUUUUUAUGAUUGC
Molecule: messenger RNA, 4805 nt
Organism: Bradysia coprophila
Lineage: Eukaryota; Metazoa; Arthropoda; Insecta; Diptera; Sciaridae
Gene: Gcn2
Product: eukaryotic translation initiation factor 2 alpha kinase Gcn2
Biological process (GO): regulation of translational initiation by eIF2 alpha phosphorylation; negative regulation of cytoplasmic translational initiation in response to stress; DNA damage checkpoint signaling
Cellular component (GO): cytoplasm; cytosol; nucleus
Molecular function (GO): ATP binding; protein binding; eukaryotic translation initiation factor 2alpha kinase activity
Source: RefSeq, a predicted model, not a curated record